AUGGUUCAGGGCUGGGUCACACCAAGCUGGAUGAACAGUCAUCAGAUCCAGCAGAGACCUCGCUAUGUCACUACCCAAGAUGACAACUCAUCAAACACAAACAUCAAAGUAGAAGAUGUCCGAAUACGGGCCGUCUUUUCAGCCUCUCGCAAACGCAUCCCUGUAACGGAGGGUUACGUGGAGAUCAAAGAAGGGGGCACUUGGAAACAGAUCUGCGACAAAAACUGGACCAACAAAAAUUCCCGUGUUGUCUGCGGCAUGUUUGGAUUUCCAUCGGAGAAGAAAUACAAUGUCAAAGCCUACAAGACAUCAGCAAGCAGAAGAAAGCAUAGAUACUGGGCUUAUUCUGUGAAUUGCAAAGGCACUGAAUCACAUCUCUUUAACUGCAAAAUGGGCGAUAGGCUCAUGACCUUUGGUGGGAACGUUACCUGCGAGAAUGGGAUCCCUGCAGUGGUAAGCUGCAGCCCUGGACUAGCGUUUGCCCCAGGCAGCCACAGUGGCUUCGGCAAAGCUUUCCGUUCUCAGCACCUUCUAGUGAGGCUAAAGGGCGGAGCCCAGAUUGGAGAAGGCCGGCUCGAAGUGUUGAUGAACGGAGAAUGGGGAACCAUUUGUGAUGACGGGUGGGACCUAUCUUCAGCCAGUGUGGCCUGCCGAGAAUUGGGGUUUGGAACGGCCAAGGAGGCUAUCUUGGGUGCAAGACUUGGACAAGCUGUCAAUUGUCCUCUGCAGAUACGCUUGAGUGGCGGCCGCACCCACAACGAAGGCAUUGUGGAAAUUCUCCAGGAACACAACGGCACACUCAUAUGGGGAUCCAUCUGCGGUGAAGGAUGGGAUAUAAUGGACGCCAUGGUGGUUUGUCGCCAGCUAAAUCUUGGCUAUGCUAGCCAUGCUUUCCAGGAGACCUGGUAUUGGUAUGGAAGCAGUGAUGCAGACAACGUGGUCAUGAGUGGGAUGAAAUGCUCCGGGGUGGAAAUGUCUUUGUUACACUGCCCUCAUGAUGCCAAAGUCUCCUGCCCCAAGGGAGGCGGACGCCAUUCAGCUGGUGUUUCCUGCACAGAAACUGCGGCUGAUCUCGUCCUCAACGCCAAGGAAGUAGAACAAACGUCCUAUCUGGAGGAUCGGCCCAUGCAUGUGCUACAGUGCGCCAUGGAGGAGAAUUGCCUGGCCUCCUCUGCGGUCAAUACCUCGGUGACCACAGGUUACAGGAGACUCUUCCGCUUCUCCUCCCAGAUCCAUAAUAACGGGCAGGCUGACUUCCGUCCCAAAACGGGCCGCCACGCUUGGAUCUGGCACGAAUGCCACAGGCAUUACCACAGCAUGGAAGUCUUUGCCCACUACGAUCUGUUGGAUAGCAACUGGACACAAGUUGCCGAAGGCCACAAAGCCAGCUUUUGCCUGGAGGACACUGACUGCCUAGACGGAAUGCAGAAGCAGUAUAACUGUGCAAACUUUGGAGAGCAAGGGAUCUCCGUCGGAUGCUAUGAUGUGUAUCGGCAUGAUAUUGAUUGCCAGUGGAUUGACGUUACUGAUCUUAAACAAGGAGACUACAUCUUCCGGAUCAUUGUUAAUCCCAACUUUGAAGUGGCAGAGUCUGAUUACUCCAACAACGUUAUGCUUUGUAAAGUCAGGUACGGGUCACUACGUGUGUGGGUGUUUAACUGCCAUAUAGCCAACUCUUACUAUGAACCAGACCAGAAAGAAAACUUCAAUGGACUUUGGAACAAUCAGGUGUUUUAACUGUAGGCCCUCUGUUUAAUAUAAAGGAAGAAAAGAAAAAAAAGAAAAAAAGGAGGGGCUUUUCCCAUGAUUUCCCUAACCACUGCUCCGAAAACUGAAGUUACCAAGCAACCAACCAUGAAUGUUUCAUGUUAGCUCUGUAAAUUAUUUUUGAAGGGUGUUACUACAAACCUACUUCGCAACGUUCAGCAGGAGGAGACCGCAGCGGCAGACUCAAAAUUUCACACCAUUCCAAGAGAAGGAAAGUUUUGCACUAGCUGUACGACUUUGCUUCCCCCCCACGUACGUCAACCCUGGCAAACUCUCACCGCCACCCUUUUGGUCCACCGCAGCGUCCGAAGAGGCACCUGACAGGCAACUCGCAAGGGGGUUUGUUGCUCAAGAGUUACCUUUUUGGAGGACUUCUCUUUCAGCCUUGGUCGUUUGUCUCGUGGACGUUCAAACAUCGGACUCUAUGCCACUGGUGGGAGGUGACCUUUCUUCAGCCUGCUGACAUUACCAAGAACACGGGUGAUAUUUGAUUUUUGUGGGGGGGGGGAGGUGAAACCAUCGUAACUUCCAUCUUGGUUUUUUAAA
Molecule: messenger RNA, 2313 nt
Organism: Thamnophis sirtalis
Lineage: Eukaryota; Metazoa; Chordata; Lepidosauria; Squamata; Natricidae
Source: RefSeq, a predicted model, not a curated record